GCAAGCAUUUUAUUACCCCACGUGUAACUCCUAACAUAACCUGAUUAAAAAGUCCAGCCAUGCUAAAGAGAUGGUUUGGGACUAUCAUGGCCCGGACAAGACUUCUGAUUAUGGUUGCAUUUUGCUUGACACUAUUUUUGUAUAACCCAAAUUGCAGAACCCAUAAAAAUCUAAACCAUCAUAUGUUGUUUAAAGAGACCAUGGAUGAUAUGAAAAAUCAAGCUUUACUACAAGAACAUGAGCAGCAAUUUCAAUACUAUGCUGCUAGCCUAAGAAAGCAGAUCAUCCAUUUGAAGUCUGCUCUCAGAGGGAAAAAACAGAAAUCUUUGCAACAGGCUGCUGCAAUGCAAACAGUGGAGCUGGAGGAAUCACACACGAGUAACUCAGAACUUGAGUUGUUCCUUCAUAAGCAACUGCAUCGUAUGAAAAGUCGGGUAGGUUUGGAUAUACCAAAUGAGUAUGCUGCAGUGCCAUUUGAAAGCUUUACACUUCACAAUAUAUAUCACCUUGACACCGGGAUCAUGAGGCAUCCUGUGUGGAAAACUAUUCGAAGAGAUGUGGCUGGAGCGAUAGAAGCAGCUCUACAUAUCCUUAAUGGUCCUAAAGAUAAGGAUAACCCUCAGUAUCGUAAGAUCUACUCACCACGUGAUUUUUUUGAGGGAAUUUUUCUUUCUGAAAGAGAUAAAGGAUCUCUAUAUGAUCUCAUAUUCAGAGACAAUACGUCUCUGGACUUCAGGAGGCUGGAGCUCUUUCGGCCAUUUGCACCUCUGCAAGAUGUGACGGAUGAAGUAAUCGACACAUCCAGGAUGCUAAUAAACAUAAUUGUGCCAUUGGCCACAAGGGUGAACGCAUUUCAACAAUUCAUGAGCCAUUUUGGGGAAGUUUGCGUUCAGGAUGAAAGGAUUCAUCUUACUGUAGUGAAUUUUGGAACAGAGCAGAUGAAUGAAGUAAAAAGAAUUAUAGAAACUGCUGCAAGGAGAAUAAGAUCAAGGAACUUCACUCUAAUCAACCUAAAUGAGAAGUUUUCCAGAGGACGAGCUUUGAACGUGGGAGCUCGAGCCUGGAAGAAGAGUAAUGUCCUCCUACUUUUCUGUGAUGUCGAUGUCCAUUUUACUGUUGAUUUCCUAAACGCCUGCCGCAUCAACUCCCAACCUGGUAAACGAGUGUUCUAUCCCAUACCUUUUAGCCAGUACAACCCAAAUGUAAUUUAUGGCGACCAUAUACCCCCUCUUGAAAAACAGCAGGUAAUCAAUAAAAGCACUGGAUUUUGGAGAGAUUUGGGCUUUGGGAUAACUUGCCAGUAUUUGUCAGAUUUCAUCAACAUAGGAGGUUUUGAUGUGUCCAAUAAAUCCUGGGGAAAAGAAGAUUUGCAAUUAUACAGAAAAUACCUGCACAGUAAUCUCAUGGUGGUGCGUGCACCUUCACGAGGACUCUUCUAUACAUGGCAUGAAACAAUUUGUGCAGAAAAUUUACCAACAGAAUCUUUUUAUGAGUGCAUACAGACUAAGGCCAUGAAUGAGGCCUCUCACAGUAAGAUGGGACACAUGUUAUUUCACCAGGAAAUAGACAAUCAUCUACACAAAUACAACCAAACAGAAACUUUAUGAUAGUGGGGAACAUAUUACUGUACAUAUACAUUACAUGAACAAAAUAUUUUAUUUUGCUUUAAUAAUGCAAGUCUUGUUCUGUAUUUAUUUGCAUGCAGCGAUAAACUUUGAGGUUGAAGAAGUUAAGUACUGUAUCCCACACAAAAAAAUUAUUAAU
This is a messenger RNA of Clarias gariepinus (North African catfish), 1764 nucleotides long. It is a transcript of the gene csgalnact1b, whose product is annotated as chondroitin sulfate N-acetylgalactosaminyltransferase 1b. Lineage: Eukaryota; Metazoa; Chordata; Actinopteri; Siluriformes; Clariidae. Gene Ontology annotation, cellular component: Golgi cisterna membrane. The transcript has 7 exons. The record is from RefSeq and is a predicted model, not a curated record. The coding region runs from base 60 to 1607 and encodes 515 amino acids. Gene Ontology annotation, molecular function: glucuronosyl-N-acetylgalactosaminyl-proteoglycan 4-beta-N-acetylgalactosaminyltransferase activity.